CAUGUUAAUGCUUGAUGUGUGAGUUUGCACCGGGAAGCCAAGGAAGAAAACCUUCCAAGUUCCUGAUGUUCUCUUAUCCUGAAGCCAGCAGUUGUGUCUGACGCCAUCAAAUAUGCAGAUCUUUGUGAAAACCUUGACGGGUAAAACCAUCACCCUUGAGGUGGAACCCAGUGACACCAUCGAGAAUGUGAAGGCCAAGAUUCAAGACAAAGAAGGUAUUCCUCCUGACCAACAGCGACUCAUCUUUGCUGGCAAACAGUUGGAGGAUGGCCGCACAUUGUCAGACUACAACAUUCAGAAAGAGUCCACACUUCAUCUCGUCCUGCGUCUGAGAGGAGGUAUCAUCGAGCCUUCCCUGAGACAGCUGGCACAGAAAUACAACUGUGACAAAAUGAUCUGCCGCAAAUGCUAUGCACGUCUUCACCCCCGCGCAGUCAACUGCCGCAAGAAGAAGUGUGGGCACACCAGCAACCUGCGCCCCAAGAAGAAGCUCAAGUAAACCAGCAUCCUCUUUGAUCCUUUGUCAAUGUUUUCAAUAAUAAAAUUGAAAUGGAAUAAGGGAACUGUCA
Molecule: messenger RNA, 569 nt
Organism: Coregonus clupeaformis (lake whitefish)
Lineage: Eukaryota; Metazoa; Chordata; Actinopteri; Salmoniformes; Salmonidae
Product: ubiquitin-60S ribosomal protein L40
Exons: 5
Coding region: 113-499 (128 amino acids)
Biological process (GO): protein ubiquitination; translation; modification-dependent protein catabolic process
Cellular component (GO): cytoplasm; nucleus; ribosome
Molecular function (GO): structural constituent of ribosome; ubiquitin protein ligase binding; protein tag activity
Source: RefSeq, a predicted model, not a curated record